AUUCCUUUUAAUAUAUUGAAGUUGUUUAGCUACACAGUUUGUUAAAAGAAAAAUUCUAAAUGCCGCCAAAAGGCUAAGCUUGGGCAGUUAUAGAUCACGCUCUCUUCGUUAUUAACUGCCUACUCACUCAAUCCCAAUUCACACAAACCAGAAAAGGGCACUUCUGGAAUUAUCAGAAUUCCUCUGUUUCCCGCCAUUUCUCUCAAACUCUCAAGCAUGAUGACCACCACUGCUGCUCCUCCUCCUCUCAUGGCCAUCCUCCUAGCCUUGACGCUCGUCAUUCUCGGCUUGGAAUCAGCAGAACCGCCGCCGUCUCCGCCACCUAGUUGCGCCGACGAGCUCGUGAGAUUCUCGCCUUGCCUGCCGUACGUGUCGUCUCCGCCAAACAACCUCUCCGACUCACCCCCACCCAAGUGCUGCGACGCGUUCUCGCUGUCGAUGGAGUCCGGCGGCGCGCUCUGCCUCUGUUACCUGGUCCAGGAUCCUCCGAUGCUGGGGUUUCCAGUGAACGGGAGUCGCGUUCUGUCUCUGUCUUCCACUUGCCCUCUCAGAGACAUUUCCACAAACGCAAGUGCACAAUCUUUGGAGUCUCUCUGCUCAGGAUCACCAGAACUCCCUCCUCUCGGCAGCUCAACAAUUUCAGUGAUUUCAAGUCCUCCUCCUUCAGGUUUUGAUUCUGUGGACAAUGCUUCAUCUCCUCUCAUGAGCUUAGCACCAGAACCAGCAUACAAUUCAAGCAUUCCGCGGGGAAACAGAUUGCCAACUCCGCCAAGCUCAGCGGUAGAACCUGCAAGGAUUUCAGCUGCAAUGAAGCAAGUGUACGUGAGCAACUCUUGGAUUCUACCUGCCCUUGUGAGCUUUCUUGUUCAGAUAUUCAUCUGAUGCUUCCUACAUUCAUUGAGACUUUACGUGAAAACUUCAACGCCCUUUCGGCAUUUCAUGUACUGACUUGAUCAAGAAACUUGUGCAGUUACCCUGUCACAUUGGCAUUCAUGAAAAAUUGUACAUUCACAUAUAAAUUUUGAGAUGACAACCUGUGUUAGUUGAGUAAUGAAGUGUACUGAAAUUCACCCACUCUCAUUUAAGUUUCAUCUGCUCAACUUAUAAAAUCAACUUUUGUCAUUCCCGCAUACGAACAAAUUGUAGUUCUACUUGAAAUUGGCAUCACAAAUCCUGCUCAAAUAGUUCUAGCUAGCCUCUAGGAUUCAUAGUAAAGGGCGAC
Molecule: messenger RNA, 1222 nt
Organism: Pyrus x bretschneideri (Chinese white pear)
Lineage: Eukaryota; Viridiplantae; Streptophyta; Magnoliopsida; Rosales; Rosaceae
Product: non-specific lipid transfer protein GPI-anchored 25-like
Exons: 3
Coding region: 217-882 (221 amino acids)
Source: RefSeq, a predicted model, not a curated record